CCGCGCGCUAGACGUCCGGGCAGCCCCGGCGCGGCGCGGGCGCAGCAGCCUCCGCCCCCCGCUCGGUGCGCACACCCUGGCCAGGGCGGACCGCGUCCCCGGCGAGUCCCGAGCAGCCCGCGGCCGCCGCCUCCCCGCCGGACCACAGGCCACCCCCGGAGCCCUCGCCUCGCCGCCGCCGCCGCGGGAGCGCACGGCCGCCGCUUUCCUCCCGGACUCGCUGCGGGCUCCCGGCGGCGAUGCGACCCUCCCGGACGGCGGGAGCCGCGCUCCUGGUGCUCCUGGCGGCGCAGUUCCCGGUGCGCCCGGCGCUGGAGGAAAAGAAAGUUUGCCAGGGCACCAACAACAAGCUCACCCAGCUGGGCACGUUCGACGACCACUUCCGGAACCUCCAGCGGAUGCUCAACAACUGCGAGGUGGUCCUUGGGAACUUGGAGAUUACCUACAUGCAGAGGGACUACGACCUGUCCUUCCUAAAGACCAUCCAGGAGGUGGCCGGCUACGUCCUCAUUGCCCUCAACGUGGUGGAGAAGAUCCCCCUGGAGAACCUGCAGAUCAUCCGGGGGAACAUGCUCUUCGAGAACACCCACGCCUUGUCCGUCCUGUCCAACUACGGCGCCAACAAGACCGGCCUGCGGGAGCUGCCCAUGCGGAACCUACAGGAAAUCCUGCAGGGCGCCGUGCGCUUCAACAACAACCCCACCCUCUGCAGCGUGGACACCAUCCAGUGGCACGACAUCGUGGACGGCAGCUUCGUGAGCAACAUGUCGCUGGACUUUCAGAGCCACCCGCCCGGCAGCUGCCAGAAGUGCGACCCGAGCUGCCCCAGCGGAAGCUGCUGGGCUGCGGGCAAGGAGAACUGCCAACAACUGACCAAGACCAUCUGCGCCCAGCAGUGCUCCGGCCGCUGCCGGGGCAAGUCCCCGAGUGACUGCUGCCACAACCAGUGUGCCGCCGGCUGCACGGGGCCCCGCGAGAGCGACUGCCUGGUCUGCCGCCGGUUCCGGGACGGCGCCACCUGCAAGGACACCUGCCCGCCGCUCAUGCUGUACAACCCCACCACCUACCAGAUGGACGUCAACCCCGACGGCAAAUACAGCUUCGGCGCCACCUGUGUGAAGAAGUGUCCCCGGAACUACGUGGUGACCGACCACGGCUCCUGCGUGAGGGCCUGCAGCUCCGACAGCCACGAGGUGGAGGAAGACGGCGUCCGCAAGUGCAAGAAGUGCGAAGGGCCCUGUCGCAAAGUGUGUAACGGGAUAGGGAUCGGGGAGUUUAGAGACACCCUGUCCAUCAACGCCACCAACAUCAGGCACUUCCGCAACUGCACCACCAUCAGCGGGGACCUGCACAUCCUGCCCGUGGCCUUCAAGGGGGACACCUUCACCCACACGCCGCCCCUGGACCCGAGGGAGCUGGACAACCUGAAAACCGUGAAGGAGAUCACAGGGUUCCUGCUGAUCCAGGCCUGGCCGGAGAACAGGACGGACCUGCACGCCUUCCGGAACCUGGAGAUCAUCCGGGGCAGGACCAAGCAGCACGGCCGCUUCUCUCUCGCCGUCGUCGGGCUGGACAUCACGUCCCUGGGGCUGCGCUCCCUCAAGGAGAUCAGUGACGGGGACGUGAUCAUCUCGGCGAACCGCAACCUGUGCUACGCAGACACCAUCAACUGGAGAAAGCUCUUCGGGACCACGAGUCAGAAAGCCAAGAUCCAAGGCAACAAGGACAGCAGAGACUGCAAGGCCCAAGGCCAAGUCUGCAACCGGCUGUGCGCGACACCCGAGGGCUGCUGGGGCCCCGCGCCGGGGGACUGCGUGGCCUGCCAGAACGUCAGCCGCGAGCAGGAGUGCAUGGAGCGGUGCAACCUGCUGGAGGGCGAGCCCAGGGAGUUCGUGGAGAACGGCGAGUGCAUCCAGUGCCACCCGGAGUGCCUGCCCCAGACCAUGAACGUGACCUGCACAGGACGCGGCCCCGACAGCUGCGUGCAGUGCGCCCACUACAUCGAUGGCCCUCACUGCGUCAAGACCUGCCCGGCCGGGGUCAUGGGCGAGAACAACACGCUGGUCUGGAAGUUCGCGGACGCCAGUCACGUCUGCCACCUGUGCCACCCCAACUGCCCCUACGGCUGCACAGGGCCAGGUCUUAAAGGCUGCACGACCGAGCCCAGGAUCUCGUCCAUCGCCAUGGGGAUCGUGGGCGGCCUCUUCCUGCUGCUGAUGGUGGCGCUGGUGGUGGGCCUGUGUCUGCGGCGGCGCCACAUCGUCCGCAAGCGCACGCUGCGCCGGCUGCUGCAGGAGAGGGAGCUCGUGGAGCCCCUGACCCCCAGCGGGGAGGCACCCAACCAGGCCCUCCUGAGGAUCCUAAAGGAGACCGAGUUCAAAAAGAUCAAGGUGCUGGGCUCCGGCGCGUUCGGCACCGUGUACAAGGGGCUCUGGAUCCCGGAGGGCGAGAAGGUUAAAAUCCCCGUGGCCAUCAAGGAAUUGCGGGAAGCCACGUCUCCGAAGGCCAACAAGGAAAUCCUCGACGAAGCCUACGUGAUGGCCAGCGUGGACAACCCCCACGUGUGCCGCCUGCUGGGCAUCUGCCUGACCUCCACGGUCCAGCUCAUCACGCAGCUCAUGCCCUUCGGCUGCCUCCUGGACUACGUGCGCGAGCACAAGGACAACAUCGGCUCCCAGUACCUGCUCAACUGGUGUGUGCAGAUCGCCAAGGGCAUGAACUACCUGGAGGAGCGGCGCCUGGUGCACCGGGACCUGGCCGCCAGGAACGUGCUGGUGAAGACGCCGCAGCACGUCAAGAUCACGGACUUCGGGCUGGCCAAGCUGCUGGGCGCCGAGGAGAAGGAGUACCACGCGGAGGGCGGCAAGGUGCCCAUCAAGUGGAUGGCCCUGGAAUCGAUCUUACACCGAAUCUACACCCACCAGAGCGACGUCUGGAGCUACGGCGUCACCGUGUGGGAGCUGAUGACGUUCGGGUCCAAGCCCUACGACGGGAUCCCGGCCAGUGAGAUCUCCACUGUCCUGGAGAAAGGGGAGCGCCUCCCGCAGCCGCCCAUCUGCACCAUCGACGUCUACAUGAUCAUGGUCAAGUGCUGGAUGAUAGAUGCGGACAGUCGCCCCAAGUUCCGCGAGUUGAUCAGUGAAUUCUCCAAAAUGGCCCGAGACCCCCAGCGCUACCUCGUCAUCCAGGGCGACGAGAGGAUGAACUUGCCCAGCCCCACGGACUCCAACUUCUACCGCGCGCUGAUGGACGAAGAGGACAUGGAGGACGUGGUGGACGCAGACGAGUACCUGAUCCCCCAGCAGGGCUUUUUCCACAGCCCCGCCACCUCCCGCACGCCCCUGCUCACCUCCCUGAGUGCCACCAGCAACAACUCCGCCGUGACUUGCAUUGAUAGAAACGGGAGCUGCCCCCACAAGGAAGACAGCUUCCUGCAGCGGUACAGCUCGGACCCCACCGGCGCCCUGACCGAGGACAGCCUCAGCGACGCCUUCCUGCCCGCGCCAGAGUACAUAAACCAGUCGGUCCCCAAGAGGCCGGCAGGCUCGGUCCAGAACCCCGUCUACCACAACCAGCCCCUGACCCCAGCUCCCGGCCGGGACCCGCACUACCAGAACCCCCCCAGCAGCGCCGUGGGCAACCCCGAGUAUCUCAACACCACCCACCCCUCCGGCGUCCACGGGGCCCGCUGGGCGCCGAACGGCAGCCACCAAAUCAGCCUGGACAACCCCGACUACCAGCAGGACUUCCUGCCCAAGGAGGCCCAGGUCAACGGCCUCUUCCCGGGGCCCACGGCCGAGAACGCAGACUACCUGCGGGUGGGCCUGCCGAGCAGCGAGUCCAUCGGCGCGUGACCGAGGAGGCGGCCACGGCCGCCAGGCCAGCCUGCAGCCCCCGGGACCGGCCACGCAGCUCCCGGGCCUGCCAGCCACCCGCCGUGCCCCACCACUCCUGCCCCCGCCCCGGACUGGUCUGGCCGGAUCCAAGGAUCUUCUUAGAUCGUCUGACCGGCCCCCUUUCGACCAGGCGGCGCCCCUGCUCGGAUGUGCGCUGGCACGUUGCACUCUGAGGCUCCUCAGAAGGCACCGGGAAGAGUGCCGCCCGGGGCAGACGCGCACCCGGCAAUGAGGGACCUUCGGAAAGA
Messenger RNA from Myotis daubentonii (Daubenton's bat), 4144 nucleotides. It is a transcript of the gene EGFR, whose product is annotated as epidermal growth factor receptor. Gene Ontology annotation, molecular function: epidermal growth factor receptor activity; ATP binding; epidermal growth factor binding. Gene Ontology annotation, biological process: multicellular organism development; cell surface receptor protein tyrosine kinase signaling pathway; positive regulation of epithelial cell proliferation. The record is from RefSeq and is a predicted model, not a curated record. NCBI's taxonomy places the organism in Eukaryota, Metazoa, Chordata, Mammalia, Chiroptera, Vespertilionidae. Gene Ontology annotation, cellular component: basal plasma membrane; signaling receptor complex; plasma membrane.